This is a messenger RNA of Westerdykella ornata, 2463 nucleotides long. RefSeq lists its product as uncharacterized. The transcript is spliced from 4 exons. The record is from RefSeq and is a predicted model, not a curated record. NCBI's taxonomy places the organism in Eukaryota, Fungi, Ascomycota, Dothideomycetes, Pleosporales, Sporormiaceae. Bases 211 to 2352 code for a protein of 713 amino acids.
ACAUCGCUUCAUGCCCACGCUCUUUUUCCCCAUACUUUCUCACUGCUGGCAGGUUCAGGCAACAUUUGACUGGAGCUGGACAGGCGACGCUCUCUUGUUCAUCCUCAGUCGUUCUUUCGUCUCCAUGAAUUCCUAGACUCAUUCUUUUAGCCGUGCUGGUCACCAGCGAGACUCGUCUCUUCUUUAUAGUUCUUCACGGUAUCUACCACGAUGGGAGGAUGGGUGCCUCAAUUCCUCCAGCUCGAGGCUCGGGCACACUUCAAUAUGACGCUCAACGCAUCGGCCGUUCGAGAGGAGCCCUGGACUACAAGACAGAAUCUCAUAUUUGAGCUCAAGCUGCAACAGGUGCAGACUUUGCGGACGAUGCACCUGACAGUGGGCUGCUUCAGUCUGGCCGUCGCGUUGUUGACCAUCAAACUCAUCAUCCAAGAUGCUCGGAGAGUGGCCAAACUGCAUGUCCCUCUGCGAAAGACCCGCCUCAAGUUCCUCCAAAGCGUCCAUCCCGCCGAGAUCUUCCCGCUCGUACUGGCUUGCGGUGCGGCUAUACAACAAAUAAUCUUUGUAUCAGUGCAGGCCACAUCCCUCCAUAAAAUACUCUCCAACCGGUGUCGAGGAAUCGCCAUGGUUACCUUUCCAGCAAUCUUCCUCACCGGAUACAUUAAUUUGGCCUUUGGUUUCGAAAUCGCGUUGCGGGCUUUCAAGCGUGAGCGAUUCGCGCCCCGAGGAAAGUGGGCGACCUCGAGCUGCAUAGCCGUAGUGGCGUUUCUGACCCUCAUAACUUGGAUACCGACGGUGGCCUGGCCAAUGUACAACAGAUGCCUUGGAAGCCUGAUUUGGUUUUCAGUUCGUUAUGAGACCAUUGCUAUCGCCAUUCUCAGCAUCUUGGUCUUCUGCUUGCUCGUUUUAGCGGCUUUGAUUAGCACUCAGCUAAUGCGAACCUCGAAUGUGGAUCCAAACGAGCGGAUUGCCGCAUCGAGGAUGUGCUACUACCUUGUCAUGGCCGCGGUUGUCUAUUCGCUCGUCAUCCCGGUAGAGGUCCAGGCUCAUCGUAAAGACUUCAACAAUACCCUCACGACGUCGAGAAUCGCAGAAGUGGCUCUCUUCACAUACGGGAUACUUAUCGGUUUCUUCCACCUCCUCCUUCGCGCAAACGCGACUCGCAUGGUCAUUAACCCAAUCAACAACGGACCCUCGUAUCCCUCCACAAAGAAAAAGCGUCCCAGAAUCCGGCUCUUUGGUCCAAGCGACCUGGAAAUGAACAUCAGCGGCCCGCUCGCCCUGCAAGGUGGACGUCCCGAUAGCCGGCAAGGCCUCAUCGACGUGGGUCCCGAAAAAAAUCGGUACGAGUUUGAUCCUGCAUACUUUGAGAGGCCGGAGAAACCUCUCAGCCCGGGUUCGAUGAAGUCUUUCGGUUCAGUGGAUCCUACCAAAUGGCCACUUCCACCUGACCCCGCACCAGUCAACGAACUGCAGGGCGCGCACGACUCCAUGUCCGGUCCGCACAAGCGGACCAAAUCCUCCUACUCUCUUUUCCCAACCAGAGCGGAGGACAUCCCGCGACUGCCGGCGACUGUCUACACCCCACCCAAGCCUGGAGCAGCGAACCGCGCCUCCAAGCUCGCACUCCGUCGCCAGACCCGCCGCAGUUCUCUAGGAGACACGAAGUCUGUGACUGACAUUAGCGAGGUGUUCAACAACUCGUUCAACUUCUUCACCAAGCCCCCUUCACUCUUUUCCGGUCGCCAUCGCCGUGACAUGAGCACUGACAGCAGCGCGACAGUUCAAAUCGGACUCCGGUUCUCCGUGGCACCCGCGACCCUCGCAGCAGCCAAGUGCACAGCGAUGAACCGGCAAGUUGACGCCACAGAAAAGCGGACGUCGCCUUUACGACGAGAGGAGUCGGAUUCCAGCGUAGAAACUCUAGGUCUACCCAUUCAGGCUCCGUCGUCCACGUCCAAUUCGUCCUCCGCAACACCUGCCGACGAGCUUAACGGCUUAGCUUUUCCACAGCCGCCUCCACCGACCGUACCGUCUAGCCAGGCACCGACCCUCCCAAUAUUGACCAGCGCCACAUAUUCCGCAGCGCGGCGGUCAAAGGUUCUCCCUCCCACACCUCGCUCAGCACGGCCCAACUCUCCUCCCGCGGCGCGAGGGCUUCCCACCAAACCCUCCCAGGGCAUAAGCGGUCUGCGAAUGAAUCCCAUCUCGCCCCCUCCAGCGCAGGCGAAUUCGCAUAGAUCUCCAGCAGCUACGCCGCAGUCUGCAACACGAUCACCCCUCGCACGUUCCCCGACAGGCGGGCGAAUAGCGGGAACAAUGGCGAGCAGUCCGCCGCCGAAUGGCUGGAUAUAGGCUUGCGUCUGUGUUGGCGCAGGUCCAGGUGCGAGAGAUUUUCCUUCAUAGACUCACCCGGCGAGAGCCACUGUAUUAGUAUUCCGGCGCGGUUAGGACUGCGAAUUUGGG